GCUCUGCUGGGCUGGCGGCCCAGGAGGACCCCGGGAAGGAGGCGGAGGGAGGAGGGGCGCCGGGCGGAGGCAGCAUCAGCAUCAGGGCCAUUGCAAUGCCUUUGCUUUCCGCGGAGAGAGGGCUGGGCAGCCCCUGAGUCCCUCCCGAGGCGCCUCUCCGGGAGCCAAGGCUGGAUGCGAAUGAGAAAACACUGACAUUCUGGACCAUGCCAACAACUAUCAGGUCAGGAUGCAGAGGGAAGCCAUUGAAAUCCAUCAACACCUGGACAAUUUCAACAGGAGAGAAGAAACCCUGAAGACUUCAUCCACCAUGGAACUCAAGCUUCUAACGUGAGAUGGUCGAUUCUGAGGUGCCAGAACAGUGGAGCAUUACUUCCUGUUAGAAUGAAUGUGACCGAGUGGGCUGAGGGGAAGUGGACGGACCUCUCCAAUUCCUCAUCACAACUGCCUCCGCACCCCUGGGCUGGCAACAACACCUUUUCUUUCCAAGGGGAUCUCCAGGAGAUAAUCCAUACGGCCACUCUGGUCACCUGUACGUUUCUUCUGGCAGUCAUCUUCUGCUUGGGUUCCUAUGGCAACCUCAUUGUCUUCUUGUCUUUCUUUGAUCCGGCAUUUCGGAAGUUCAGGACCAACUUUGACUUCAUGGUCCUCAACCUGUCCUUCUGUGACCUCUUCAUCUGUGGAGUGACAGCCCCUAUGUUCACCUUUGCUCUCUUUUUGGACUCUGCUGCUGGUAUCCCUGAUGCAUUUUGCUUCACUUUCCACCUCACCAGCUCUGGCUUCAUCAUCAUGUCCCUUAAGACGGUGGCUGUCAUAGCCUUGCAUCGCCUACGCAUGGUGUUAGGGAAGCAGCCCAACCGGACUGCCUCUUUCCCUUGCACGCUCCUGCUCACCCUGCUCCUCUGGGCCACAAGCUUCACUCUUGCCACACUGGCCACCAUGAGGACCCAUAAAUCUCGCCUUUGCCUUCCCACUUCCAGCCUGGUCAAUGGUGAAGGGAAGAUCAUCCCUUACUUGUAUGUCAUUGACUUCAUUUGCUGUGUGGCAGUAGUUUCAGUCUCAUACAUCAUGAUAGCCCAGGCCUUGAGGAGGAAUGCCCAAGUACGGAAAUGUCCACCCAUCAUCACAGUGGAUGCCUCCAGGCCUCAACCUUUCAUUGGACCACUUGCUGCUGGAUGUGCAGAUGGGGUCCAGUGUGCCGUCCCAGCACUGUACAGAAACCAAAACUACAACAAACUGCAGCACAUCCAAACCCAUGCCUACACGAAGAACCAUGGCCAGCUGACUGCUCCUGCAACCAGUAGAUUCCAGUUGGUCUCCACAGUUAAUUUGUCUACAGCUAAGGACUCUAAAGCUGUGGUGACAUGUGUUGUCAUUGUCCUUUCUGUUUUGGUCUGCUGCCUCCCAUUGGGCAUCUCUUUGGUGCAAGACGUUUUGUCCAGAAACAGUGGCUUUAUCCUCUACCAGUUUGAAUUGUGUGGAUUUACACUCAUUUUUUUCAAGUCUGGAUUAAACCCUUUUAUAUACUCCCGUAACAGUGCUGGGUUAAGGAGGAGGGUCCUUUGGUGCCUCCAGUACUUGGCCCUUGUCUUUUUCUGCUGCAAGCAGAAAACCAGACUCCGGGCCAUGGGCAAAGGAAGCUUGGAGGCCAACAGAAACAAGUCUUCUCAUCAUGAGACCAACUCGGCAUACAUGCUGUCUCCAAAGCCUCAGAAGAAGUUUGUGGACCAAGCAUGUGGCCCUAGUCACUCUAAAGAGAGUGUGCUAAGCCCUAAAGGGUCUGCUGGCCACCAGCAUUAUGGAGGCCAGAGUAGUUCCACCCCCAUGAACACUCGCAUUGAACCUUAUUACAGCAUUUAUAACAGCUGCCCAUCUCAGGAAGUGAGCACACCAAACAGCUUUCAGCCAACAAACUCUCCAUUCGGGUUUGCCAAGUCUUACAUUGCCAUGCACUGUCACACAACAAAUGACCUAGUGCGGCAUUAUGACAGUCCUUCUGCUAAGCAGAUACCAAUUCCCUCUGUGUAGGUCAUGGGAAAUGAGGAUAAUCUCAUGUCCUCUGUAUGUGGGAGGGCAUACUUUUCUCUCUCUGCGUGUGGGGCUUGCCAUGAAUUGGCUGAAGUGUGAGAUCUGCCAGUGCAUGAAUAUAUAAGCCCUUCUAUACUUUGGGUUAAUUUUGCCUGAGCAGGCAACUAGUCAGCUCACAAGAAGUAGGUAGGGUUCCCAGUCUCACUGUGCCACAGCUAGGCUUCCAAGCUUUCCUGUUCCCACCUGGGCAAUGCCACUUGUGUAAUUUUUGCUGUAGAACAUAUGUCCUGCCGUCUCACUGGUCAUCUGUUUCUUCUUUUAAAAGGUUUCUGGUUACUUAUCAGCAGUAGGUGUUAUACUCCAAAAGUAUUCCCCUGUUUAACUCUUGUCCUAGAACUCCAGUGUACAGGGUUACAGCUGCCUUUUAAAGAUAUGCCAACCAGUAAUCAGCAGUUAAUGCUGUGCUGUUUUAGAAUUGAACCUAGUAUUAAUUUACUCUUUACAGUUGGCCCUUUGUAUUCACAGAUUCUGCAGCCACAGAUUCAGUUAUCCAUGGCUUGAAAAUAUUUUUUUUAAA
Molecule: messenger RNA, 2605 nt
Organism: Sceloporus undulatus (fence lizard)
Lineage: Eukaryota; Metazoa; Chordata; Lepidosauria; Squamata; Phrynosomatidae
Gene: GPR75
Product: G protein-coupled receptor 75
Exons: 3
Coding region: 385-2028 (547 amino acids)
Biological process (GO): G protein-coupled receptor signaling pathway
Cellular component (GO): membrane
Molecular function (GO): C-C chemokine receptor activity
Source: RefSeq, a predicted model, not a curated record